UUUGUCAUAUUGAUGUUGAAUUCUUCUUCACCCAAGAUCUCUUUUCUCUCCCACUCUCUCUCUCUCUCCUUACUACAACUCCCCCCCUCCCCCACACCUCAAAAGGGGGUGUCACUAUAAAUGAACCAAAGGGGUCCACCUCUUUUCUCAUCUUUUUGUUUUCUAUAUUCACAUAGAUUAUUCUAAUUAAAAAUAAAAAAUAAAAAAAUUAAAGUCUUUUCAAGAACACAAUAAAGAAAUACAGGCUCCAUUAGAUCUAUCAAGGUCCAAUCUUUACUGGGUAUUUUUCAUUUUUAAUCAAUAUUAAGUUAAAUAUGCUUUUUCUCUUGUACAUAUUUGGUGGCAGUGGCAGAGUCGGGAUUUUCAUUAAGGGGUUCGUGGUUUUGUAUAUAUAGUGUGACUUUCCUGUACUGGAAAAUUGAGGAAUGAAAAGGAGAUGGGGAGGAAAGGAAGCUGCUUUUGUUCGGUAAAGAAGGCUCCGAGUCCAGAUCCUAAGGAAAAGGCUGACAAGAAAGCAAGUAAAUCAAAGAAGAAAUGGUUUGGGAAAGAAAAUCAUACACUCCCUGAAGAAUCGACAGUGGUAACUGCAACAGUGUCUCCUCCUCAUCCUCCUGCUAUUCCCACUGUGGAAGAGGUCACGUUGGAGGAAGUGAAAGAGGAGCAGACGAAACAUGCUUACUCAGUUGCAGUUGCCACAGCUGCAGCAGCUGAAGCUGCUGUGGCAGCUGCCCACGCUGCUGCAGAGGUUGUUCGGUUAACUACAGUGAACCAAUUUUCUGGUAAAUCACGAGAGGAAGUAGCCGCAAUCAAAGUUCAGACUGCAUUUCGAGGUUAUCUGGCGAGGAGGGCGUUGAGGGCUUUAAGAGGACUUGUCAGACUCAAAUCGCUUGUUGAUGGACCUACUGCCAAGAGGCAAACUGCAAAUGCUCUAAAAUGCAUGCAAACACUUUGUCAGGUGCAAUCUCAGAUUAGUUGUAGAAGGAUCACGAUGUUGGAGGAGAACCAAGCUCUCCAGAGGCAGCUUAUGCAGAAGCAUGCGAAAGAACUUGAGAGUUUGAGGAGAGGAGAGGAAUGGGAUGAUAGUCUACAAUCAAAGGAGCGAAUUGAAGCUAGCUUGCUCGGCAAAUAUGAAGCUGCAAUUAGACGAGAAAGAGCACUUGCAUAUUCAUAUUCUCAUCAGCAAACCUGGAAGAAAUCGUCAAGAUCUACCAAUUUGUUGUUCAUGGAUCCAACCAAUCCUCAAUGGGGUUGGAGCUGGCUAGAGCAGUGGACGGGUGCUGAGAAAGAACUUAAAACCGACCAGAUGUCUGCUAGAAGCGUGAGCAUUGCUGGAGGAGAAAUCGCCAAGUCAUUUGCCCGUCAUCAACUGAAUUCUGAACUUCCUUUGUCCCCUACUACCCCUUCCAAGCCAGCCGCCACUUCUGUAGCAGCCAGAAAACUGAAACCAGCAAGCCCGAGAGUUAGUACAACGAACCAAGAUGAUGAUAUCCGAAGCAUGCAAUCAGAACGGAACAGGAGGCAUAGCAUUGCAGGUUCAUCUAUAAGAGAUGACGAGAGCUUGGCAAGCUCGCCUUCAGUCCCAAGUUACAUGGCGUUCACCCAGUCCGCAAAGGCCAAAACACGGUUGCAAACUCCAUUGAGAAUGGAGAACGGCACACCAGAAAAGGGAUCACCGGGGCCUGUGAAGAAGCGGCUCUCUUAUCCACCAUCACCUGCCAGGCCAAGGCGGCAUUCAGGUCCACCAAAGUUUGACAACACCUCCUUGAGCACCUCCAUAAAUACCUCUAUCGCCGGGGAUAAUGUGAAUGGAGUCGUCAACUAAUUAUAUUCUUGUCACGAACAAUAAUAUGCACAAAUGCCAUUCUUUGUGCAAUAUCAACUACUUUGAUUUAUUGCACUUGAGCUCAGGGUCCUUCAGAAACAGUCUCGUAGAGGUAAAACCUGCAUACACUCUACCCUUCCCAAACCCCACUUGUGGGAUUUCACUGGAUGGCUCUGUCUUUGCGUGUUACUUUCUCCCGCGGUUGUUGAUGAACAAAUAAGUUCCAAUAGUUGUGAAUCAUUUUAGAUAACCUUCAUUGUCAUUACAUAUUUGAUUGUAUUGUUAUUAUGUACACCCAUAGUGAAUGAAAAUAUAUUGCUGUUUCGUUCUUCUUUCA
Capsicum annuum is the source of this 2159-nucleotide messenger RNA. Its product is annotated as protein IQ-DOMAIN 3. The record is from RefSeq and is a predicted model, not a curated record. Gene Ontology annotation, molecular function: protein binding. Bases 437 to 1822 code for a protein of 461 amino acids. The transcript is spliced from 7 exons. NCBI's taxonomy places the organism in Eukaryota, Viridiplantae, Streptophyta, Magnoliopsida, Solanales, Solanaceae.